AUGACAAAGGAACGUACCCAGGACAGCUCUGACAGCGAGAAGUCGAGCCCUCACAAGGAACGACACACUGGACAUAGUGUGUUCAUCAGGGACAGCAUAAUUGGUUUCGCAGACGGCCUGACAGUACCCUUCGCAUUGACAGCCGGCCUGUCAGCCUUGGGGGAUUCGAAAAUUGCUUUUCUGGGCGGUCUGGCCGAGCUAUUCGCUGGAUCGAUCUCCAUGGGACUGGGUGCUUACCUUGCUGCUGUGACGGAGCGCAAGCACUACGAAGUGGAAGAAUGCCGCGAGUGGAUCGAAGUCAGAGAAUGUCCGCAAGCUGAGGAACAAGAAAUUUUUGAGAUCUUCGAUCGUUAUGGCAUCUCGCGACAAGCAUCCAAAGGUGUCGUUGAUGGCCUGAAAGUGAACGAGGAGAUGUGGGUCCAGUUCAUGAUGGACUUUGAGCUCAAGCUGGAGAAACCCGCAGUCCGCAUGGCUUGGAUCGAAGGCCUGGUCAUGGGUCUCUCGUACUUUUUUGGAGGUCUUCUCCCUAUGAUUCCCUACUUCGCUUUCAAGCACAACGUUAACAACGCGCUGUUAACAUCAAUCGGGAUCACGGGAGUUGUUCUGCUCGCCUUCGGCUAUACCAAAGCACUUGUCACAGGCACUUCGCAUCGAGACGCAGCCUGGAGCGCUUUGCAGACGUUGACGAUAGGCGCUCUGGCGGCUGGAGUCUCGUACGGUAUAGUCCGUGGCGUCAACGAGAGCAUCGGAUGA
Messenger RNA from Zasmidium cellare ATCC 36951, 753 nucleotides. RefSeq lists its product as uncharacterized. The record is from RefSeq and is a predicted model, not a curated record. Gene Ontology annotation, molecular function: iron ion transmembrane transporter activity; manganese ion transmembrane transporter activity. Bases 1 to 753 code for a protein of 250 amino acids. Gene Ontology annotation, biological process: intracellular manganese ion homeostasis. The transcript is spliced from 3 exons. Gene Ontology annotation, cellular component: fungal-type vacuole membrane. NCBI's taxonomy places the organism in Eukaryota, Fungi, Ascomycota, Dothideomycetes, Mycosphaerellales, Mycosphaerellaceae.